AACAACGAAGUCACAGGGGCGAGACAGGAGAUGGCGGAUCUCUUCCCUCCCAGAUCUCCAACCGAUAUCUUUGGAGAUCCGAUCGAUUCUCAACCUCUCUGGUUCAAGAAAGAUGCAUUCCUGCAAGAGAAUUUCGAUUCAGAGACCUACAUAGCAGAUCUCAGGACAUUCGUUCCCUUCGAUAAUCUUCGAUCGGAGCUCCACUCACAUCUAUCAUCUCUCAAACACGAGCUCGUAGAGCUCAUCAAUCGUGACUAUGGAGAUUUCGUGAAUCUGAGCACCAAGCUCGUCGAUGUCGAUGCCGCAAUCUUGCGGAUGAGAGCUCCUCUGACGGAGCUACGUGAGAAGAUCUCGCAGUUUAGGACGAGUGUCGAGUCUUCCUUUGCUUCCUUGCAGAAUGGUUUGCGUCAGAGAGCGGAGGCGUCGGCUGCUAGAGAGAUCUUGGAGCUUCUGCUUGAUACAUUUCAUGUCGUGUCAAAGGUUGAGAAACUUAUAAAGGAGUUGCCUACUGAUUUGUCAAAUGGAGACUUAACGUCCACGGACAAAGUUUCUAUCUCCAAUGGACAUGCCGUGAAUGGAACAAAUCUAAGAGAGACUCAAAGCAUACUUCUGGAGAGGAUCGCCAGUGAGAUGAACCGACUGAAGUUCUACAUGGCUCAUGCACAGAACCUCCCCUUCAUUGAGAAUAUGGAGAAGAGGAUUCAGAGUGCAAGCUCAUUAUUAGAUGCUAGCUUGGGGCGUUGUUUUGUAGAUGCACUGGAAAAUCAAGAUUCAAAUUCAAUUUACAAUUGCUUGCGUGCAUAUGCGGCAAUUGAUAACACCAAUGGUGCGGAAGAAAUUUUUCGCACCACUAUUGUUUCUCCACUGAUUCAGAAAGUUAUUCCCCAUGGUUCUUCAGAGGCUGUGGUUGGGUCACUGGGUGGUGAACUUGAGGAAGAUUAUCGACAAAUCAUGCAAUAUAUUGAUAAGGACUGCAAAUUUUUGUUGGAAAUUUCAUCCUCAGCAAAUUCAGGUCUUCAUGUUUUUGACUUCUUGGCAAAUUCAAUACUUAAAGAGGUCCUUUUAUCUAUUCAAAAGGGAAAACCAGGGGCAUUCUCACCUGGAAGACCUACAGAGUUCCUGAGAAAUUACAAAUCAAGCCUAGGUUUCCUAGUUUAUCUUGAAGGUUCCUGUCCCUCCAGAUCUGCAAUUGCAAAAUUUCGAACAGAGGCCGUCUAUAUUGAGUUCAUGAAACAGUGGAAUAUUGGGGUUUACUUCUCCUUGAGGUUUCAGGAGAUAGCUGGAGCUUUGGAUUCUGCACUUAUGGUGACUUCUCUUACCCCAGUCUCUAAUGAAGGGAAUCCUCAGGAGUUAACAUUAAAGCAAAGUGUUACCCUCUUGGAGAGCUUGAGAUCUUGCUGGAGAGAAGAUGUUCUUGUUCUUCCCUGCUCUGACAAGUUUCAUCGUUUAUCUUUGCAGCUCCUAGCAAGGUAUUCAACUUGGUUGUCUUUGGGAUUGGCUGCUCGAAAAGCGGGUAAUGCAGGGUCCAAUCCUGGAUCUGAAUGGGCUAUUUCUGCAAUCCCUGAAGACUUCAUUUUUGUAAUGCAUGAUAUUGAUUAUCUAGUGAAUGAGCUUAGCAAUGAUUUUCUUGACCAUGUACUUCAGCUUUUAGCUUCAUGUUCCACUGAAGUACUUGAUCUAGUAAAGCAGAGCAUUUUACAGUGUGGGAAGUCUUUGAAAGAUUUAUUACCAUUAAUAAUGAAUACCAUGAUAGAGGCUCUUGUCGAGAAAUCAGUUGAGGACUUGAGGCAGCUGAAGGGAAUAACUGCAACAUAUAGGAUGACAAAUAAACCUCUUCCUGUAAGGCAUUCACCUUAUGUAUCUGGGGUCCUGCGACCUUUAAAGUCUUUCCUUGAUGGAGAGAGAGCCUCCACAUAUCUGACAAAAGAAGCAAGAAAAAAACUGCUUCAAGGUGCUGCAACAGAAAUUACUGGUCGAUACCAUGAGAUGGCUGCUGAUCUUGUCAAUGUGGCGAGGAAAACCGAAACAUCGUUGCAGAGGAUACGACAGGGUGCACAGAGACGAGCAGGAGCGAGCUCUGAUGUCUCAGAUCAGAACGUCUCUGACACAGACAAAAUCUGUAUGCAGUUAUUUCUUGAUGUUCAGGAAUAUGGGCGCAACCUUGCUGCUAUUGGUGUUGCCGCAGCUGACAUCUCGGCAUACCGUUCCUUGUGGCAGUGUGUUGCCCCUUCGGACAGACAAACGACAAUCAAGUUCUAAUGCGGAAUUCACAAAACAUCACGGUAGCUUAAAAGUUUUUCACACAUAUAUUUUCCUUUCACAAUAUCUUGUAGCUUCUAUUGAUUUCCAUUGUGAAUAUCCCAGUGGUUUUUAAUUGAUUUAUUUUUUUCUCUCCAUUCUUCCUCAUCAAUUCAGCAACGAUGUUAAUUGUACCAGGCUUUAGUCCUUAUACUUCUUGCUGUUGGCUCGGUCUGGCAA
Telopea speciosissima is the source of this 2478-nucleotide messenger RNA. Its product is annotated as conserved oligomeric Golgi complex subunit 2. The transcript is spliced from 12 exons. Lineage: Eukaryota; Viridiplantae; Streptophyta; Magnoliopsida; Proteales; Proteaceae. Gene Ontology annotation, biological process: protein transport; intra-Golgi vesicle-mediated transport; Golgi organization. Gene Ontology annotation, cellular component: membrane; COG complex. The record is from RefSeq and is a predicted model, not a curated record. The coding region runs from base 31 to 2259 and encodes 742 amino acids.